Messenger RNA from Racocetra persica, 358 nucleotides. The record is from the annotation of a GenBank genome assembly. Lineage: Eukaryota; Fungi; Glomeromycota; Glomeromycetes; Diversisporales; Gigasporaceae.
AGAAAUGCUCCUUUUUUGGUGGAUCAAAUCUCUAUACCACCACCCGAUGCACCAGCCUGGUUUAUCUCCGAUGAAUAUGUCGCCAAAAAUAAUAAAAACGAUUCCUCGUUGAGACCCGAUAGCGAUGCCAGAGUGACAGCCAAUAGCGAUGCUGAAACAACAGCCAAUAGCGACUACGAGCCUGUCACUGGGACAAGCAACAAUCCACCCAAAAAAUAUAGAACAAGAAACAAGAGCAAAAAAACCAACAUAUGUAAUUCUAAAUUGGUAAAAAAAAAAGUUGCUCAACUAGCCGCCUUUGAUAUGAUCAAUACCGGUAGAACAACCACCUUUGCUACCGGAGGGUCAAGUAAUCCUG